Messenger RNA from Rhineura floridana, 1108 nucleotides. Its product is annotated as cocaine- and amphetamine-regulated transcript protein-like. The coding region runs from base 1 to 315 and encodes 104 amino acids. Gene Ontology annotation, biological process: G protein-coupled receptor signaling pathway; positive regulation of MAPK cascade; cellular response to starvation. NCBI's taxonomy places the organism in Eukaryota, Metazoa, Chordata, Lepidosauria, Squamata, Rhineuridae. Gene Ontology annotation, molecular function: neuropeptide hormone activity. The record is from RefSeq and is a predicted model, not a curated record. The transcript is spliced from 3 exons.
AUGGCCAGCGCCAGGGUCUCUAUUCUCUGUCUUGGCUGCUCUCUUCUCUUGCUCUUGGGGGCCUGCGAGGAAUCCGUGGAGAUCCAGGGGGCUGCAGAGGAGAGCCAAGAGGAAAAGGAGAUGAUCGGAGCUUUGCAGGAGGUCUUGGAGAAACUGAGGAACCACCAGCUGCCCUCUACUGAGAAGAAAUUUGGCUGGGUGCCCUCGUGUGACGUGGGGGCGCCCUGCGCUGUGCGGAAAGGGGCCCGCAUUGGCAGACUCUGCAGCUGCCCCCGGGGGACAUCUUGCAACCUGCACAUCCUUAAGUGCUUGUGAUGAAGAGGCAACCGGGCUGUGCGCGUGGGCUGUGUGUGUGUUGAAGGCAGGGACCAGAGCAGCUCUCGGGUUGAAGGCAGUUGUGCUCUCCAGGCCUGUGGGUGGGAGAAAAUGCCUUAUCUUCCUUCCACUGGCUCUAACACCCCAACCUGGGCUCCUGCUGGGAGGAAGGGCGGGAUAUGAAUCCAAAAAUAAAAUAAACGACAUGUAGCCAAAAUCUGCCUCCCUGCAACUCUCACCCUUCGGUUCUAAUGCAGCCUUAGGGAGCAAGAGAGCGCAAAUCCCUUCAAAUGCAAACAAGGAAUCAACGACAUGACUGCCUGACCCGCAUUCUGCACCCUUCCGGGUGCAAAGUUAUAAAAAGGUUCUUCUCCUCCUCUGAGGGACGGAAACUUUUUGGCAACCAAUAGGUGGCAGUCAAGGAUUUGGAGCCUACAUCCUCUUGAGCACAAAUUAUUAUCUGCUGAGAUCGGGCACCUUUUUGUGUGCAACGCAAGAAAAAUAAUAAAGCGUUCCAGGCAGUGCUGGCUUGUUGUUUUGUGUUGCGGUGGGAAAGUGGUCACAUCUGAGGAAGAUUCAGAGGGGGAAGACUUGAUUCAACAGGCAAAGAGAAAAGUGAAAAGCCACUUUGUUCAUCCUCCAGAGCUGGAAAGCCGCAAAAACCAGCAACACUAUUUGUGCUGCUCAGGGGUGCAGUCAUCCAGGGUCUCAGACCCCUUACUAUUUUGGGAGCAGGGGCCCAAUGUCUCCAGCAUCCUAAGAGCCUACCAGCAUGAAAGGGGAGUGUGUUAGC